AUGGCAAGUUCGUUGUUUUGUUCCGCCCUUAGGAGUGGAAUACCUAAACAUUAUCUUAGAAAAACCUUUCGAACAUCUUUUAAUCUCGAAAAAAUAUGUAUUCAUACAUCAGCAUUUUUAAAUGGUAACAAAAAAUUUUAAUCUUUAGCUGCGUAAAACGUUUAAAUCUAAUUAAUUAAAAUUAUAUAUAGUGAAAGGUCAAAAAAUCAAUAUGCCUUCACUGUCUCCGACUAUGACUGAAGGGAACAUAGUUAAAUGGUUAAAGAAAGAAGGAGACCCAAUAGCUCCAGGUGAUGUGUUGUGUGAAAUUCAAACAGAUAAAGCUGUUAUGGCAUUUGAAACUGAAGAAGAAGGAAUAUUAGCAAAAAUAUUGGUAAGUUGAAAUAUUUGACCCUUGUAGUAAUCAUAAUAUUACCAUUAAUAAGAUUUUAUAUUUUGUAGGUUCCUGAAGAUGCUAAAGAAAUAAAAGUUGGUUCUUUAAUUGCACUUAUGGUUGCUGAGGGUGAAGAUUGGAAAAGUGUUGAAAUACCUACAACUGAAGGAAGUGUUGCACCUGUUUCAAAUGCAGUCGAAGAAACCACAGAAUCAGAACCUUCUGGUGGAAAAAGUAAUGUUAAACUACAUAUUUAUUAAAAAGAGAUAAUAUAAUAUAAUUCCUUUAUUUGAUGGUAAUUAUUUAGCACCUGGACUCGCAAUAAAUAUGCCAUCAUUAUCUCCAACCAUGUCUGAAGGUACAAUUAUUAAAUGGCAUAAGAAACCAGGAGAUAAAGUUGCACCUGGAGAUGUGUUAUGCGAUAUUCAAACAGAUAAAGCAGUCAUGUCUUUUGAAACUGAAGAAGAAGGCAUUUUAGCAAAAAUUUUGGUAUAUUUUAUUUAAAAAGGUUUAUGUGUCCAUUUUUUAUAUUACCAAUAAAUUAUUAUACAUUGAAGUUGGGAGAUGACAGUAAAGAUGUGAAAGUCGGAGAACUUAUAGCAUUAAUGGUAGCUGAAGGUGAAGACUGGAACGAUGUUCAAGUACCCGGGCAAAAGAAAGCUAAAUCACCUAAAGUAGAUAUUCAGAAACCCAAAGUCAUAUCUCAAACAACAUCUGAAGAAUCUGUCGUCAGGCAUUCAUAGUAAAUUUUCAAAAUGUUUUGUUUUAUAAUUUAAAAAAAAAUUAGGAUUACACAAGUAAAUUAUAUUUUGUAGUGAUGGUUAUAGCCCAGCUGUGAGAUCACUUUUAGAACUAUAUGCUGUUGAUGGUACCAAGGUUGAAGGAACUGGAAAACAAGGAAAACUCCUUAAGGGUGAUGUUUUGAAAUAUGUUACCAAAAAUAAUUUGUCCAUCCAGCCCCCCAAAGAAGGUUUGUUAUAGACUGAAUUAAAAUAUACUUUUGUAACAAAAAUGUUAUAAUUUGUUAAUAGUACCUUUACCCGGAGAAUCAUCCCCACCUAAAUUACAUUCACCAGUUACACAAACAUCAGUAUCAAGACCUGCCAAAGGAUCUGAUUUUAUUGACAUUCCAUUAACUGGCAUGCGAUUAACAAUUGCUAAACGAUUAACUGAAUCUAAAGUAAAAAAUUUAAUAUUAUUAACUAUAUGUAUACUUUAACAUAGGUGUCAUUUGAAGUAAAAUCAUGGGGUAGCUAGCAUCUUGAAUCAUAUUUUUAAUUCAGUAGUGGCCUAAUGAAGUGCCCCUUACUUUAUUAGUCUGUGAGUCAUCAAUCAGGUUCUAGAGAAGUAUUCAUUAAAAUUAUGUAGAAAAAUAUCAAAUAAAUUUAGAAAUAAGUAAUUAGUUGAUUGAUCUUUAUGAGAAUUAUAUAUUUUCAAAUUAAAUGUAGCUGGUAGUUAUAUUUUUUUUUUUUUAAAUUACUCAUAGGGUGGUGUAGCUAUUAAUCUGCUACCUCGAUAAAAAUGGUGGGGUAUCAGUUACUACUCCUUGCUACCCAGUAAUGAUGCCUAUGUUCUUUAGUAUAGUUUUAAAUUAUUUUUUUAUAUAUUUCUUUUAGACUACAAUUCCGCAUGCCUAUGCUACAGUGGAGAGUAAUAUUGAUUCUUUAUUAGGACUUCGAAAACAAUUAAAAUUAGGUGGAAUUAAUGUUUCGGUUAAUGAUUUUAUCAUUAAAGCAGUUGCUAUAGCUCUUAAAAAAUGUCCUCUAGUCAAUUGUCUCUACAUUAAAGAUCAAGUAAUUUAUUGAAAUAAAACAUUUUCAAACAUAUUAUCUAUAAUCAAAUACUUCUUUUCAGGUUGUUUUACAACAAACAUCUGAUAUUUCUGUAGCAGUUGCAACUGAUUCAGGCCUUAUUACUCCAAUUGUAACCAAUGCCGAUGGAAAAGAAUUGGACGAAAUCUCUGCUGAAAUUAAAGAAUUAGCUGGACGUGCACGUAUUGGUAAACUGCAACUUCACGAAUUCCAAGGAGGCAGUUUUACGUAAGUCUAUAAUUUAAAUCAAAUUCACACUGAAUACUUGUGCGUGUGAAAAUACUUUUUAUAUUGAUGACAUAGUUGUAGAAAUGCAACCUCUAUUCAAACCUGUGUUCAAAAGGGGGGGUUCCUUUCAGAAAAUCAAGUGUGUAUUUAUUUAAGAUACAUGGAGUAGAGGUAAAAAAUUAAAAACGGUUUUGUAUAAAGCUUAACAAUUCCAUAAUGUAACUCAAAAAUCAAAUUCACUUAAAAUUCUGAGAUAAUUUCUGGUUCUUGAUAAAAAAAAAAAAUCACCCUGUAUACCUAAGAUAAGUAAAAAAUUACUAUGAAAUGUCAAUUUUAUUUUGUAAAAAAUUCAAAAUUGGCAUUAUAUAAUCAAUACCCAUUAGAGAUAUAAAAAAAAAGUAACUAUUUUAUUUGUUGAAUAGCAUGUUAGCACUGUUACAAAUUAUGUUUAGAUAAUAACAUAAAACUAAAAGUUUAUUUUAAUACUUACCCAGUAAAAAUUAAAUACAGAAAUAUAGCCUUUUUAUACAGUUUUUACUAGAUUAUUAGUCAUUUUUUGUAUUAUUUUUAAAAUAUAUUAAGUUAACACUGUUAAAGGUAAACUAAUAAUUUAUUAAACUUAAAAACUUUAAAUAAAAUUUACUCAAACUGCAGUGAAAAAAUUUAAAUUUAAAAAAUCUUUUCAACUCUCAUAAAAAGUAUAGCAACCAUUUAAAUUGUUAAAAAAUAUGAUUUUUGUUGUUUUUGUUACCUAAGUAAUGAAAUUAAUUUCUAUUUUAGGGGUAGGUGCCCCUUCUGAAUACCAGGGGAUUUUUUAAUACAUUUUUAUUUUCUAUCCUAAUGUAAUAAUUUAUUAAUUUAUAUUUAAACAGGAUAUCUAAUCUUGGAAUGUUUGACAUAUCUGAAUUUAGCGCUAUUAUAAAUCCUCCACAGUGUGGUAUUUUAGCCAUUGGAAGUGGACGGCCUAUCAUUGGUAAUAUUUAUUAAAAAAUUAUGGAAUAAAUGUUUUAUUGGGUGAUUUCUGUUUUAGUCUAUAGUAAUUUUAAUGCUGAUAAGAAUCUGGCAACAUUUGUAGUCAUAAUAUAGUGGCGUUCACAUUUAUAUCAAUAACGUCCUAAAAAUUAGAAAAUUCAUAAUCAGCAUUAAAAGCACUAAUCUUUAAAAAAAAAGAUACCAGUAAAACAGAUUUAUACCCUAAAAAAUUGUAUGUUACACUAUACUUAUAUUACACUUAUUUAAAAUUUAUGUUACAGCAUUAAAUGGUAAACCUCAGACAUUUAUGACAGCCACACUAUCAUAUGAUUCACGGGCUAUAAGUGAAUCUGCUGCCUCUGAUUUCUUAGAAACUCUACAAGGUUUAUUACAAACUCCAGCAUCACUUCUUUUAACACCAUCAGCAAAUAAAAAAAGAGUGUCUAAUUAA
Cinara cedri is the source of this 3835-nucleotide messenger RNA. The record is from the annotation of a GenBank genome assembly. Lineage: Eukaryota; Metazoa; Arthropoda; Insecta; Hemiptera; Aphididae.